Molecule: messenger RNA, 1254 nt
Organism: Drosophila teissieri
Lineage: Eukaryota; Metazoa; Arthropoda; Insecta; Diptera; Drosophilidae
Product: ubiquilin-4
Exons: 1
Coding region: 129-1166 (345 amino acids)
Biological process (GO): ubiquitin-dependent protein catabolic process
Cellular component (GO): cytosol
Molecular function (GO): polyubiquitin modification-dependent protein binding
Source: RefSeq, a predicted model, not a curated record
AUAUAUUAAAUUCUGACUAGUCGACGUAUAGAAAUACUCCCGGUGCGAUUAAUAUUUUAUUUUAUACAAGGUUUACUGCACAAUACAUUUCUGGCUCUGGCCCUAUUUAUCUUGCACAUUACUUAAGCAUGAGCACCGAAGAGUCCAUAGAAAUCUGCGCAAAGGGCAGCGGUCGCGUGGAAACCGUCACCCUGCGCCAGAACGAACUGAUCCGAAACCUGCGCGUCCUGGUGGCCGUGCGCUUUGAACAGGCCAUUUCUCGGAUCAUCCUGGUCUUCGCGGGCCAGGUGCUAAGUGACGAGGGGACAAUCGACGGUAGGGGAAUCGUCUCCGGCGUCACUGUGCACGUCGUCUGCCGCGCGGAAGUGGCAAGCUUACCACCGACGACGCCGAACGGGUUCACAAAGCUUUCCAGGCCGAGCGAGCGCCUGAUGAGAUCCUGGCAGGCGGCCCACAUAGCCUAUCUUCAACAAGAGCCCGCUGCGCUGAGAAAUCUGCUACAGGCCGAUCCGCGAAUCCGGAGACUGCUCGAUGAGAAUGCGGCCAUGCGACAUUAUUUUAACAGCGACCAGAACCUACGGGAGAUGCUCGCAUUAGCCUUCAGCCCGGCGAAGCAGGAGUUGGGGCGCCGCCGCGACCUCCACAUAUCACGCAUGGAGUUUGUACCUGGUGGGUACAAGAUCUUGAGCCGCCUGAACUACUGCAUGCUACAGGCCUACGAAGACAACGUGGCCAUGUCCUUUCAGCAGGCGUCACAUGGCGCUAAGCCGACCUCGAAUCCCCAGCGAGGUCGCGAGGUGAAGGACCCCCUUCCCAACCCGUGGUUUCUCUCGCCUAGCCCCUCCAAUCCAAGGACAUGUGCUUUGGCCAGACGUAUAAUCAAAGGACGAGCUUCUGUUGCGCCUCUGCCCGACACUGAUAUCAAUUACAGGCAGAAAAUCUCAUCGAAAGUGAUGACUUCUGUUGCAACACAGACCAAGUGCGAAGACCGUCGUUCCGGUGAUGAGGGAACUUGCCAGCACUGCUACCACACUCAGGUGGAACAGUUGGCUCAAAUGGGCUACAGAAACCGUAAUCGUAACAAACGCGCUCUGCUGAUAUCUCUGGGCAAUGUUGCUUCCGCUGUAAGACUACUGGACCACUGGAAUCGGUUUUUGGAGGAAUAAACUACUACAUGUACUACUUUUGUUUUGUUGCUUGGCCGAGAGUCUGAGACGCCAAUUAAUAUGCACAAUAAAAAAUAUACAUACAUCC